UUCGAGGCCGUCAAAGAUACGGCACUCUAUCACGAUCAAUCAGAGGUUCAUGACGUGAUCCUGUGCGGUCGCUGAUUUAAGCGGUGUCGAUAUAUAACACACGUGGUUCCCGCCUUGCCCGUGUACCCAACAUCUCGAAUUAUCACACUCCAACGCUCAUCUCAAUCAGAACAAUUCACACGACAUAGUCUCGACAUAUUCGUAACAAUGCCGAACAUCAAGCCUGUCGCAACUGCAGAAUACGAUGCAGUCAUCGCAUCGGUCCAAAAAUACGUGGAGGGUCUCCGGGUGGGCGACAACAAGAUCAUCGCCCAAGCAUUCAACAAGGACGCGACCAUGUACGGAUUUGCUCCAGACGGCAAACUGCUUGGUGGUCCAAUCUCGAACCUGUACACUUAUGUCGACCAGUUUGGUGCUGCUCCUGAGAUCAAGACCCGCUUGGACAUCUUGUCUAUCACGCCUAGUACUGCUGUCGUGAGAGUGGACAUGGAGGGUGACGGUGCCGGUGUGUCAUACACCGAUUUUCACACGUUGCUGAAGUUUGGAGAGAAGUGGGAGAUCAUCGCAAAGGUCUUCCAUGCCUACGAGUAAACUGGUAGAAUAUGUCUCUCACUGUGUUACCCACUGCGUUACGCGUGCAAGUGACGAUGGAUCAAUUGAGCUGUAUACUCUCGACUUGUAAUGAUAAUAUUCAAGCUGUUUUGCUUCGCAUCCAUUCCAUGAUUCUAC
Messenger RNA from Aureobasidium subglaciale EXF-2481, 729 nucleotides. RefSeq lists its product as uncharacterized. The record is from RefSeq and is a predicted model, not a curated record. The transcript is spliced from 2 exons. NCBI's taxonomy places the organism in Eukaryota, Fungi, Ascomycota, Dothideomycetes, Dothideales, Saccotheciaceae. The coding region runs from base 208 to 591 and encodes 127 amino acids.